ACAGUGUUCUUUCUUACCAUCCAUCUACAGUCUGGGUUUUGCUGAUGAGACGUUGACAUCAACACAGACGCCCCGCUGGGUAUAUGAGUCAAGAGAGCAUUUUCAUGUUUUUCCAUCCACUGGACAUUUGGCGAGGUUGAGGACAAUUUAGGCUAUUGAACAACAGCAAACAUGAAACGUGGAAUUUACAAGACAAACAUCUGUCGCAGUAUCUGCUUGGAUUUGAAUGGACUUAUGAAGUAGCCUAAAGAACGGCUAUCUAAAAAAGAACAAAUAGCGUGCAUUUGAUAGCCUACUUCUGGAUUGGAAACAUGAACGAUACACGUAAUUCCUCUACACAUACGUUGCCUGACAAGACAGCAGAAGCGAUGGCUGUACCCGUAUUAAUGUUUGCAGUUGGUGUCAUUGGAAAUAUAAUAGCAAUAGCCGCUCUUUCUGGAUCUAAGCAGGAGCGCAAAUCCUCCGCGUUCUUCGCCCUAGUUUGUGGUUUGGCUGUUACGGAUCUGCUUGGGACUUGUUUGGCCAGCCCAAUCACUAUAGCAACUUACCUCAAUGAAAAUGUGUUAUAUGAUAAUACUGACCUUUGUGAAUUCCAUUCCUUUUUGUUGCUGUUCUUCGGAGUGGCUGGGCUAAGUAUUAUAUGCGCAAUGUCUGCUGAGCGCUACCUCGCGAUAUGCUGCCCUUACACUUACCAAAGAUGGGGAAUUGACCAACAUUUUGCACGCAAGUGCUUGUUUUGCAUUUAUCUCAGCAACAUUGCAUUUUGUUGUCUCCCAGUGAUGGGCAUGGCUGGAAGCAUUUGUCAGCCCUCCAAAACGUGGUGCUUCAUCAACUGGAGGGCUGAUAAGACACUGCCUGCAACAUAUUCGUUUUUAUAUGCCAGUGUGAGUUUUUUACUGAUAUUGAUGACGAUAGUACUCAACUUUGCCGUUUGUGGCACUCUGUUGAUAAUGCGUCGCAGGAAAAUCCAAAGUCCAGUUACAAGAGGGAGCACACGCGCGCGCUGGAAAGCGCUUUCCUCCGGUGUGGAAGCGCAAAUGAUGACGGUGUUCAUGGUGACCUCCGUGGUUGUUUUAGGUUGCUCAGCGCCGCUGGUGGUACGCGUAUUUUCUAACCAGAUAACAUGGGCAGAGAAUUCACAUGCAGAUUUGAUGGCUAUUCGGAUCGCCUCGGUCAACGCCAUCCUUGACCCUUGGAUCUACAUCCUCCUGAGAAGGACUUUGUUCCGUAAGAUUCAGAGAUUCUCUAAAGUGUUUUACAGUAGUCGCAAAGGCAAAGCACCCAUGUUGCCAGUAAAAUCAUCACAAAGGACAUUCCACUACCAAGGAGACAUUACAAACACCCAUGUAUUCACACCUCUGUGAAGCGCCUUGCAUAAAAAACAUAAUUCACCUGCCCGCCACAGUCGCCCAGUGCGCCCACGUCACCCAGGGGGGACAAAGCUUGCCAAUACUCCCCACAAGUUGUCCGAUAUCCAGUUUCACAAUGUGUUCUGUCGAUAUAAUUGAUGAUGGGUGGCAAUUCGUCUGUUUUAAAUAUAUAACUUUAAAAAACAGUAGAUUAAUUAAACAAAUGAACCAUGUAACAGUUCAAUUAUAGAUAGUACUAUGGGCUCAAGCAUUUGGCUCAAUCACAGCAAUGUAUAAGUAUUACACAAACAAUAAAUAUGACAUUGUGAAGUUAAAGAGAUCAGUUGUAUAAACACCAGGUGUGUUUAGUGCUGCUAACCAAUUCAGACUUUUUAAGUUCAUUGGUAAUAUCAAUGAGCAAAGAGUGGGUCUACAGAAUGAUCAGGUUUUGAGCCUGUUUAGUGUUGGCCUGAGAUGACCCCUUGUUUUUCUCCAUUGUGGCCACAGAGAGGUUGUUCAUUACUUGGUUAAAGGUCCAAUGCAGCCGUUUUUAUCACAAUAUCAAAUAAUUUCCGGAUAACAAUUAAGUACCUUACUGUGAUUGUUUUUAAUUAAAAUGGUCAAAAAUUAACAAAAAUAACUUCUUAGCAAAGAGCAGUUCUUCAAGCAAGAAUUUUGCUAGGACUCUCUGGGAUUGGUCUGAGCGGGGAGGCUCAAACGGAAAACUAGCUAUUGGCAGAAAGGUUUCCAACUCUCUUUCUUAUUGGUCUAUUUGGUGAUGUCACCAGGCAGACCAAAAUUGCAUCCCACCCAAACAGGCAGAAAUUUCAGGCAGCCUUUUCAAACAGCUCUUACACUAAAAGGACAUUAACAUAAUUUUCACAAUUUUACAGUAUUAUUCCAACCUUAUAGUGUGGAAAUAUGUAUAAAACACAAAAAAACAAGUUUUUGUUUGCACUGAGCCUCUAACCAAGACCCUUGUUGAUAGAGUCACUGUGUCAUCACCCUUAGCGGUGUUGGCAGAAAGCGGAUGUUGCCAGUUCAGGGAUACUUCUGUUUCCACUGAAAAACGGAAGUGGGGACUUCACUUAAAUAGGGUUUUGACCAGAGGUGGCGCCUCCCCUUCACAACGAAUCACACCAAUACUUUUAUUUUCUUGAAACUUGCAUAAAGUAGAGCAGAGCUCAACCUUUUCUACCGCUCUGCUAGCAGGGUUCUCGCCACUCACCUUCCCACAAUCUCCCACACAUUUCUCUGUGUUCCCUCAUUGAAAAUGAAAAGGGGGAAGAACUUCUCCUGCCGAAUUCGUUGUUGGUGAAAACCCACUGUCAGGCGUCAUUCUGUCCCUGUUACGUUAGGUUACUGUGCCAUAGACACUUGAGGGGCUAAUGGAUCAAGCUCAAAGGCAGUUAAUGCACAAGAUGUAGUUUAAUCUCCCGGAUCUACUCUAUACCCUGAAGGGGCAACAAACGCAAAGUAACAGACAUUUCACAUCAGACACUUUGAUGUCUCUUCUGCAGAGUUGUAAACAACCUCAGAGGAGCAGGAUGUGUCCAAGUGUUUCUCUCAAAACUUUGGACUGAAUUCUAAACACUGUCCAGCAACUAUACUUGCGACUGCAGUUACUCUCAAAAACAGGCGUUGAACUUUGUCAUGGAGGUCAUGGGAGAGAGAGGGACUCAUCCCCAGGGAGAUGAUUAGUUCCCCUAGGUUGUGUUUCUAUUUUCUACCCUUCACCCAGAAGUGUGCACUUGUUCACUUCCACUCAUGCAUUUAAAAGUAUUGGAUUGGUGAAAGCGGCUGGAGGGACUUUCCACCCGUUCCUUUUAAAGGAAUGUACCGGUACAAAUCAAAUCAAAGUUUAUUGGUCACGUACAUACACAGUUUAGCAGAUGUUAUAGCAGUUGCAGCGAAAUGCUUGUGUUACUAGCUCCUAACAAUGCAGUAAAAUGUCAAACAAGUAUCAAAUAAUUAAAAUAUUCGUAAAAAAGUACAGCAAAAAAAAAAAACGUAGGUAAGAAUCAAAUUAAUAACCCAAACAGCACUGUAACAGUAAUCAAAAUGCAAUCUAUACAUAUGUACCAUAGACAUUAAAAUCAGAUUUGUACACCAGAAGAAUUUACACAAUAUAUACUAAGAAUGAUAUGUACAGCAGUAUAUAUAUAUAUUAGAGUGAGCUAUGUCAAGAAUCCAGUAUAUAAAUAAAUAUGCAGUAUGUAUAAACAGUGUAACCAAAUACAAAGUACAGUAGUAGAAGUAUUAGAAUGAGCUAUGCCGGGGAUAUACAUGAUGAUAGCGGUUCAACAAUCCGAUGGCCUGGUAAUAGAAGCAGUUUUUUUUGUCUCUGGGUCUUGGCACUGAUGCACCUGUACUGAUUCCGUCUGCUAGACGGUUGCCGAGUAAACAGUCCAUGGCUCAGGUGACUAAGGUCCUUAAUGAUCUUCUUGGCCUUCCUUUGACUCCGAGCGCUGUAAAUGUCCUGGAGUGCAGGCCACCGGUGAUGCGUUGGGCUGACUGCAACACCCUCUGAAGAGCUAUGUGGUUGAGGGCGGUGCAGUUGCCAGACCAGGAAGUGAUGUGGCCCAACAGAAUGUUCUCAGUGGUGCAUCUGUAGAAGUUCCUUCCAUAAUCUCAUCAGCCGCCUGAGGUUGUAGAGGCACUGUUGCGCCUUCUUCACCCCGGUGUUGAUGUGGUGAGACCAUUUCAGGUCGGCUACCCUCACCACCAGUGGUCGGCCAGUCAGUCACACAGGGAGGAGAUUAGACCUAAGGCCCUGAGCUUAGUGACGAGCUUGGUGUUAAAAGCUGAGUUAUAGUUGAUGAACAGCAUUCUCACAUAGGUAUUCCUCUUGUCCAGGCGGGACAGCGGGAUGUGCAGUGCAACAGCGACUGCGUCGUUUGUGGAUCUAUUGGGGCGGUAUGCAUAUUGUAAUGGGUCAAGGGUGUCGGGUAUGGUGAAGGGGAUAUGGUCCUUGACUAGCCUCUCAAAGCACUUCAUGAUGACAGAUAGUAAUUUAGUUCAGUUUGCUUGGGUACAGGAACAAUGGUGGGCAUCUAGAAGCAAGUUGGAUGACAGAUUGGGAUAUUGAGAGGUUGAAAAUGUUCGUAAACACUCCAGCCAGCUGGUCUGCGCAUGCUCAGAGAACGCGGCUUGGGAUGACAUCUGGGCUGGUAGCCUUGCGAGGGUUAACAUGUUUGAAGGUCCUACUCACGUUGACUACAGAGAUCGGGAGCCCAGUCUUCGUGAGCAGCGGGGGCCCAUGUCAUUGACUCUGUGUUGUUUUCCUCAAAGCAGCCGAAAAAUGUGUAUACUUUGUGAGAAGGUUAAAGAGUGGAACAGCCCAUACGAAAAAGUAAUAUAUGGCAAUACUUAUCUAAUUAAGAUAUUUGUUUAUUUUUCACGUUUUUUUUACAAAUGUUGUAGAUCGUUGACAAAAAAAUGACAAUUAAAUCCAUUUUAAUCCCACUUUGUAACACAAUAAAAUGUGGAAAAAGUCAAGGGGUAUGAAUACUUUCUGAAGACACUGUAUAUGUCCCUUAUGUCACAAUACCUGCAAUAUUUCAGUGAUACUUGUAGUCAUGGUACUUGUAGCCAUGGUAAUAAAACAUUCGAACAAACAAGACAAAACAAUAAAAACUUAAUUUCAUCCUAUUCAUUAAAUGUUUUUCUCUCAUUACCUCUUAAAUCAGCCAUUUUACUGUUGUAAGCCGUUCCCACACCCGGGAAGCACUCUUGCCAGCAUCUGUGGGUGGAAGCAACAAAUAGAAGAUAAAGAGCACAUAGAACAGUUAGGGGUUGGGUUUGGGCUCAUAAAUUAAGAGAUACUGUACAUAUAUUUUUUUAAAUUGAAAAACCAUUAUGUGAAAAGCUUAUCAGAUUCAGUUUAAUAAGAAAUCCUUGACCAUUAAUGCCCUAUUUGCAAUGACCGAUUUAUACAUUCAAUUAAGGGAUUAACUUUUUUACACCUUAGUCAGUCAUAUGGUUCCUUACCCUGAAAGUAGAAACUGUAAUCCAUGGUUAGAGUUGUUAACUUGAGAGGAUUUGGCCACAAACAUUGAAUUUUGUCUAAUUGCCCCCAUAACCCAUAUGAUUUUUUUGUUAGCCAUCUGACUAUAAGGGGUUAAAAAGUUAAAUUGACCCCAACCCUGUUAUGGGGUAUACAUUUUUAGAGGGAUACUGUGAGAUUUCAAUGAACUCAUCAAUACCAUUUUUAUGUCUCUGCGUGCAGUUUGGAGAUUAUUGAAGUUAGCAUAUCAUUAGCUUAGCACAAUUGCUGGAAGUCUGCCGGUACAGUAACCAGCAGAUUGCAACGUUGCAUCUGUCUCAAUGGCGCUGUCCCUGUGCUUACAGACGCCAUAAUGAGACAGAUACAAUGUUGCGAUCUCUGUACAUCUCUAUGUGCCAACGGGACAGAGAAUGAGGAAGUUGAUAGAAUGUUUCAAAUGAUUAUUAGUAAAAUUAAUGAAUGUAUAAAAUAUUUAUUACUAUGUAUAGCUUUGUAAGACUAUAAAUGACCAACCACACAGCUUUGGAGAAGUUAGGUCUAUUUCCCUGUUUGAGAGGAGCUGGCUACUGUGGGAGACUUCCAGUAAUUGCGCUAAGCUAACAGAAUGCUAACUUCAAUAAUCUAGCAAAUAAAACCCUGGAAUGGUAGAUUUGCAGUGGAAGAAUGUGCAAAGUAGAAAUAGAAACAAUGGGGUGCAAAGGAGCAAAAUAAUUAAACAUUAAACAAGUACAGUACAAUGAAAUGCAGUUAGUUAACCAGAAGUGCAAAAAAAAUGUACAAGUGAAACAAUUAAAUAGAUUGUAUAUUAUAAAGUGGGAUGUAUAAAUGUGCAAUGAAGGCAAAUGGCAAGUACAAAUGGCAAGUCUAAAUGUGCAAUGAAGGCAAAUUGAAAGUGCAAGGAGGCAUGCAACUGAAAUACAGGGAUAGCAGCAAUGAGGUUAUCAAGGUAGACAUGUACAUGUACAACUGAAAAAUGUCCUUAAUCAGACUUUGCAAAGCAAUAUCAGAGUCCAGUAGUACAGUGAAGAGUGCAAAGAGAGUAAUGCAACAAGGUCCCUGAGAGGCAGUACUAAGCGAUGGGUGGGUGGAUAUGGCUAGUGCUGUGUCACAGAGUUCAGCAGGGUUACAGUGGCUGGAAAGAAACUGUUCUUGAGCCUGCUAGUGCGGGAACGUAGAGACCUGUACCGUCUGCCUGAUGGUAGGAGGGCGAACAGUUUGUAGCAUGGAUGUGAAGGGUCCCUGAUGAUGCCUCGCGCCCUACGCAGACACCGCUUGCGCUGGAGGUUUACGAUGGCAGGGAGCUGGGCACCAGUGAUGUGCUGGGCGGUUUUCACCACCCAUUGCAGGGCCUUCCGGUCGGCCACGGAGCAUCCGCGUAACCACACUGUGGCGCAGUUAGUCAGAAUGCUCUCGACCGUGCAGCGGUAAAAGUUCACCAGGAUCUUGAGAGACCGGCAGGCCUUCUUCAGCCUCCUCAAAAAGUACAGGUGCUGCUGUGGCUUUUUGACCAGGGUUGAGGUGUUGAGGGUCCAGGAGAGGUCCCCGGAGAUGUAGACACCCAGGAAUUUGAAGCUGGGCACACGCUCCACCUCAAUGCCAUCAAUGAGAACUGGGGCGUGGUUGCAGCUUUGACAACUUUUAUUUUACUACAUUCCUAAAGAAAAUAAUGUAUUUUUUACUCCAUACAUUUUCCCUGACUCCCAAAAGUACU
Salvelinus namaycush (lake trout) is the source of this 7066-nucleotide messenger RNA. Its product is annotated as prostaglandin E2 receptor EP4 subtype-like. Gene Ontology annotation, molecular function: prostaglandin E receptor activity. Gene Ontology annotation, biological process: cellular response to prostaglandin E stimulus; positive regulation of cytosolic calcium ion concentration; inflammatory response. The record is from RefSeq and is a predicted model, not a curated record. NCBI's taxonomy places the organism in Eukaryota, Metazoa, Chordata, Actinopteri, Salmoniformes, Salmonidae. The transcript is spliced from 2 exons. Gene Ontology annotation, cellular component: plasma membrane. Bases 312 to 1364 code for a protein of 350 amino acids.